Messenger RNA from Myiozetetes cayanensis, 645 nucleotides. RefSeq names its product hypoxanthine-guanine phosphoribosyltransferase-like. The coding region runs from base 1 to 645 and encodes 214 amino acids. Gene Ontology annotation, molecular function: hypoxanthine phosphoribosyltransferase activity; magnesium ion binding. The record is from RefSeq and is a predicted model, not a curated record. Gene Ontology annotation, biological process: GMP salvage; guanine salvage; hypoxanthine metabolic process. Lineage: Eukaryota; Metazoa; Chordata; Aves; Passeriformes; Tyrannidae. The transcript has 9 exons.
AUGGCUCGUGGACUGCAGAUAAGAGAUGAACAAAGUGGCUACAACAAAAAUCUAUUUUGCAUUCCUAAGCAUUAUGAAGAAGAUUUAGAAAGAGUCUUCAUUCCUCAUGGACUCAUCCUGGACAGGACAGAACGCUUGGCUAGAGAUAUCAUGCAAGACAUGGGAAGUCAUCACAUUGUUGCACUCUGUGUCCUUAAAGGAGGCUAUAAAUUCUUUGCUGAUUUGCUGGACCAUAUAAAAGCACUAAAUCAAAAUGGUGACAAAUCUGUGCCUAUUACUGUGGAUUUUGUUAGAAUAAAAAGCUACUGUAAUGAUUCACCUGCAGGAAAAAUCAGUUUUGUUGGCGAGGAACUGUCUACACUAAAUGGGAAGAAUGUGUUAGUAGUAGAGGACAUUAUUGAGACUGGUAGAACAAUGACAGCACUACUUUCAAAAAUAAAAGACAAGAAACCAAGGAUGGUGAAAGUUGUAAGCCUGCUUGUUAAAAGGACAUGUCGAAGCCCAGGUUACAGGCCAGACUAUAUAGGCUUUGAAAUUCCAGAUAAAUUUGUGGUUGGAUAUGCCCUUGAUUAUAAUGAGUACUUCAGAGAUCUGAAUCAUAUCUGUAUUCUGAAAGAGAAUGCCAAAGAGAAAUAUCGGAUGUGA